AUGAAAGUCUGUGAGUACAACUCAUGUUUACAAAUUACAAGUUUUGAAAACACGUGAAAACGAGUGGAAAUUAUUUUAAAGAAAAUGACUUGGAAAGCUAGUACACAAGAUAGUGAUAUCGAUUCGAUAGGAAAAUCUGAUGAUGAAUCAGCUGAAGAAACACAUCAAGAAGAGCCUGUAAAGAUUGGCUCCAAACGAAAACAAGAUUCCACAAACGAAACAACUUCUAGAAAGAAAAAUAAAAAAUUAUUUCAACCACCGACCGUAGAAGAAUUAAAUGAAUUACGUGAAACAGAAAAUUUAUUUAAUUCGAAUUUAUUUCGAUUACAAAUCGAAGAAAUUCUUAAAGAAAUUACACUCGAACAUAAACAUGAACAACAAAUCAAUAGUUUCUUUAAUAAUUUUAAAAAGUUCGUUGAAGAAAUUCCCGAUUCAAAUGAGUAUCAAUUAAGUGAUUUAAGUUUUUUGGAUAAGUACAAAAUUAAGUUACCUUUGUUUGAAUUACCAACACAAACUCGUGGAUUUUUUAAAUUUAUUAAACCGAAAAAUGUUGAAAUAUUUCGAUUACAUCAAACGAAAUGUACGAUAUUACGGCGUCGUGAAAUAACAAUUGAUAUUAAUUUAGAAACACCUUUAAAAUGUUUCCAUAAAACUGACGCGGUAAAUGGACGAUUUUUAUUAAAACGUGCGAUUUAUUUGGGAUAUUUAGCAUCGAAAUUACGUGAAAAUAAAAAAUUCCGUACCGAGCGCGUUUCAAUGCGUUACACAUUUCAAAAUGGGAAUCUUUUAAAACCAUUAUUAUUAAUUCGAUAUAAUUCACAUAUCGAAUUUCGAAUUCAUGUAGCAGUUGAACCGAAUUUAUUAAAAUAUUCAAAAUUUAAUCCGUUAAAGAAUAAUGUACAUGGGGUUUGGUUUUUCGAACAUGAUGAUAAUUUCGAGUCUUCGACCCCAUUUUAUAAUAGUUGUAUUCUGGAAGAUUUAACUUCGAUGGAGAAUAAUCAAGUUUUAUAUGAAAGUUUAAAAGAUUCGAAAAAUAUUCAAGAUGGCUUAAAGUUGUUACAAGUGUGGUUGAGACAGCGUGGCUUGGAUGUUGGUUUUGGAGGGUUUACAACGGAGUUGAUGGCUAUGUUUGUGGUUUAUUUGAUUAAAACGAAGAAAUUGAAUAAUGCGAUGAGUAGUUAUCAAGUUGUACGAAAUGUUUGGGUUAGUUUAGGAGAUAGUCAUUGGACAGAACGGGGUCAAGGAAUUACACUAUCGAAUAUUAAAAAAGAGAAUCAACCGGAUAUGAAUGAAUUCCAUGAUCAUUUUCCAGUUGUUUUUGUUGACGUUACUGGUUUCUAUAAUUUAGCCGCGUUUUUAAAUCCACAUAUUUAUUUAAAAGUUUGUACAGAGUGUAAAAAAGCUGUGCAAUAUUUGGAUGAUACUUUUAAUGUUAAUAAUUUUCGACAUUUGUUCACCGAAAAAAUGCUUUUUCAUCAACAAUAUGAUCAAAUUGUAAAAGUAAAUAUAAAAAAUAUUAAAUUUUACGAUACAUUAAUCGAGCGUCAUGAACGCUUAGAUUAUAUGACCUUCAAGCAUCCAUUAUGGUUAAAACAAAUCACAAACGUUUUAAAGAAAGGUCUUUCAGAUCGUUUAACUCAAUUAUGUCCAAAAUUAAAUGAUCCACCCGAAUGGGAUAUAAAUGAAUCCGUACCAACAAUUGAUGAAAUAAAUUCGAUUAUAAUUGGCUUCAAUCUAAACGAAGAAAAAGCAUUUAAUAAAAUUGAAAAAGGACCUAUUGCAAAUUUACCGGAAGCAAUUGAAUUUCGUGAAUUUUGGGGUAAAAAUAAAACGGAAUUACGUCGUUUUAAUGAUGGCUCAAUAAUGGAAUGUAUUAUUUGGGAUUCAAGUGAUUCGAAUAAGUUAACACGUCGUGAUAUUUGUACGAAAAUUAUUAAUUAUUUAUUAGAGUCGAAAUUAUUUAUUAAAUCGGAGAGAAUUCAACAUAUUUGUGAUGAAUUUAUGCAAUUAGAUGUACAGGAUUCACAGGAGGAUGAUGAUGAUUUAUCCUUAAGGAUAAUACAAUCGUAUGAUAAUUUAGUGAAAAAAUUACGUAGUUUACAGAAUUUACCAUUGGAUAUAACAGCGGCCCAAGGUGCUUCAAGUGUUUUCAGUUAUACAGACGUAAAUCCUGGUGCUACGAUUACAAAAAUUCUUCCAAAACACAAUAAAUUUAACAAAAUUAAUAAAAAAAUGAAACCAGAAACUUACAAAAGCAUUAAACCAUUCGAUGUUGUUUUAAAUUUAGCGUUAAGUGGUAAAUGGCCACAAGAUUUACAAGCAUUACGACAUUUAAAAGCGGCAUUUUAUUUAAAAAUUGCUAAACAAUUAGAAACCGGACAUAAAAUCAAAUGUUUUGUCCAUACAAAAUAUUUGGAUGUUGUACAUGAUGAUUGGGUGUUUCGUUUAUAUCUUUUAAUUACAAAAGAAAUUGGAUUAAUGAAAAAAAUUGUGGAUACCGACGAAGCGGGUCUUGUAAAAUAUCGUGAUACUGAAGAAAGUUUACAAAUGGAACGGCAAUUAAUACAUUUACCAAAAUUAACAAGUGCUCUACUAGGUUUACACAGUCAAUACGUAUCGUACAGUUCAGCAGCACGUUUAACGAAACGUUGGUUAUGCUCACAACUGUUGGACAAUGGUCAUAUUCCAGAUGUGGUGACUGAUUUAAUAAUCGCUUCAUUGUAUGUCACUCCUGAACCAUAUGAUGUCCCGAAAUUACCACAAAUUGCAUUUAUACGAUUUUUACAAAAAAUGGUUACCACCGAUUGGCAAACGGAUCCAUUCAUUGUGAAUUUUAAUAAUGAAUUAACAAGUACAGAAAUUAAUGAAAUCCAUACAACAUUUACAAAAACCCGACAAACAUUGCCACCAAUGUUUAUAAUUACCCCGUACGAUCAAGGAAAGUCAAUAUGGACACGAGAAGCGCCCACACUAAAUAUAUUAUUACGGUUACAAGUAUUAGCGAAGCAAACACUUGAAUUUAUGAAUAACUAUGUUUAUGAUUCAUCAGAAGGGUCUUACAACAAUUGUGAACGAUUAUUUAAGGCAUCAUUAAGCGGUUACAAUGUUAUCAUUAAAUUAAAAGCAACGAUUUUAAAACAAAAAUCGAAGCUAGCAUCAACAUCCGUUUCUCAAAUGAAUCAUUUUAAAGAUAAUACAAUAAUUGCUACAAAUCCAAUUGAAUCGUAUUUAAACGAUUUACGACAAUUUUAUGAUGAGUACGCAUUAUUCUUCUAUAAUCCACAUGGUGGCAGUUCUAUAGUAGUUUUAUGGAAACCUCCAGCAUUCAAGGAACGUGAAUUUAAGGUCUCUCAUAUAAAUGGCCGAAAAUUAUCUAUACAAGAAGAUACAGCUAGCUUAAUUGUAAAUAAAGAAGCCAUCUUAGAUGAUUUUCGAAUAUUAGGCGCUGGUUUAAUUGAAUCUGUUGAAGAAAUCACGACGUAGAAGGAAAGAAAACAAAAAGAAUUAU
Chrysoperla carnea is the source of this 3508-nucleotide messenger RNA. RefSeq names its product nucleolar protein 6 (gene Mat89Ba). The coding region runs from base 85 to 3483 and encodes 1132 amino acids. The record is from RefSeq and is a predicted model, not a curated record. NCBI's taxonomy places the organism in Eukaryota, Metazoa, Arthropoda, Insecta, Neuroptera, Chrysopidae. Gene Ontology annotation, biological process: tRNA export from nucleus; rRNA processing. The transcript has 10 exons. Gene Ontology annotation, cellular component: small-subunit processome; CURI complex; UTP-C complex.